AUGAUCACCACUCUCCAGAUACCAUUCCCUCAAAGUCACGCCGUACUCCGUACCGGGGCUUCAGUAUUCUCGAGAUUAUCUCGGUUCCAUACCGCAAACCCCCUAGCACAUUUUCCACGACGCCAAUGGCGACCACCUAUCUUUGGCCCGCAGCAUCAAACCCGAGGACUACGAACACGACCACCUCUAGCCACACAUCCCUCCCAUGUUCUGACAACGGACGAGAAGCUUGACAAACUCAUGGCGUCCGAAGCAAGAUUCGAGCAGGAAUACAAAGCGGCUGGAAGUAUCAAACAACGUCUUGCAGCUUUUGCCAAGUAUCGAGAGUCCCUUGCUCCGGCUGCUGAGCGAGAAGAUCCAGAGUCUCUUGCACGAAAAAUCAACGCAGAACAUGAGUAUGAAUUGAGGGAGGCUAAGAGAGAUGGAAUCGGUAAGCAAACCCAGUAG
Fusarium verticillioides 7600 is the source of this 447-nucleotide messenger RNA. RefSeq lists its product as hypothetical. Lineage: Eukaryota; Fungi; Ascomycota; Sordariomycetes; Hypocreales; Nectriaceae. The transcript has a single exon. The record is from RefSeq and is a predicted model, not a curated record. The coding region runs from base 1 to 447 and encodes 148 amino acids.